AUGAAGGAAAUGUCCUGCUUCUGCUUGGCUUUUUCUUCCUUGUUGGAACAGAUGGUGAAGGCUUACAAAUACGUGACUGGUAAUUUUUCAGUGACUCAUAGCUCAGAGCCACAGGUUUCAGAUGGUGAUAAGAAGCUCACCAGGAUGGAUGUAAGCAUGCUUGAGGAGCAGUAUGACCAUAUAAAGCAGAAGCAAAAACUUCAACCACACAUUAUUGUAUAUAAAACAGGUGGACAUGAAUCUGUUCUGCCAGAAUCAAUGAUCAACCCUGUUCUAAUUAAUAAGAAAGUUAAAAGAUCAAAGUCAUGUAGAGGAGACGUCCCUGUCAGAAAGGUCCCACUGGAGACAACCAACGGUGGUGACUCAGAAGAGGAUUUGCUAUGGCGCGUCCACCUGGGAAGGCACCGCCUGGGGCAGGCCCUGGGGCAAGGAGAUUCCUGGGAUCUCUCCCACUGCAGCAGCACACCAUGGAGUUUUGACAACCAGAGACUGAUUUCAAAGGGAAAUGGCACACUGCAGACCAAGGAACCAGCAGGAGCAAGUGAACUGGCUGAGCUCAGGCAGCUGGGAAGCUCAAGUGUGUUCAACAGUCUCAGCAGAGAGAACGGCUGCAACAUUUCAAGCUCCUGCCAAAAGCCUCCUCUGAAAUCACCCACUGCAGCACUUUGGGCACAUCAGCACAUUUCUGCUACAAAAGGCAUGCCAGCCUGCAACAAACUGACCUUUUACCCUUUCCCAAGUAGGAAAGGGCCCAGAAUUUCUGAAGCUGCAAGGAGGCUUGGGUUAUAUGUCUCGCAAUGA
Molecule: messenger RNA, 801 nt
Organism: Agelaius phoeniceus (red-winged blackbird)
Lineage: Eukaryota; Metazoa; Chordata; Aves; Passeriformes; Icteridae
Gene: C1H9orf152
Product: chromosome 1 C9orf152 homolog
Source: RefSeq, a predicted model, not a curated record